AUGAAUACACCAUUAAAUCGAUUACUUUAUCCUAAAACUAAAAUUGAUUGGGGUCCAGGAGAAAAUCAUAUAUGUUUAAGAACAUCAAGUAAAAAUUAUUAUGUGAUUGAAUUAUUCCAUCAAUCACCAACUUUAGAUAAAUUAAUUCCAUUAUUUAUAAAUGAUAUUAAUUCAUCAUUAAAUUUAUUUCAUAUUUAUUAUCAAUUAGCUGAAAAUUUAACUCAAAUAGUAUUAAUUAAUAAUUAUCCUGUGAAUAAAGUUCGAAUAGUUGGGAAAAUUAUUGGUGAAAAAUAUAAAUCAAUGUCUAAUAAUAGUAAUAAUAUUAAUAAUGAACGAAAAAUUAAUGAUGUGAUUUUAACAAUUGAUGAUUUUGUUGGAUUAAAUUCAAAAAUUAAUGUUAAUUUAAAUCAAUGGAAAUUUAAAUCUCAAGGUUGUAAAUUAAAUAUGUCAAAUCAUGGGAAAAUCGUUGAAAUUCAAGGAAUUAUUAAUAAUAAAUAUAUUUAUUAUAAUAGAAAUAAUUACCAUAAUGACAACAACAAUAAUUCACUUCAACGAGAAAUUGACGUGGAAAAAUUUAGAGUAUUAAGUCAUAAUGGUAAUGAUUUCCAUAUUGAAUUGGAUAAUUGGAAGAAAACAUUGGAAUUUAGAAAUUUGAAUUUAAUGGAGCCAUGGAUAUUUAUUCCUUCACCACAAAGAAAUAACCACCACCACCACCAUCAACAACAACAACAGAAGCAACCAUUAACUUAUAGAUUCACUGAAUCAGAAUUACGCAAACGGAAUAAUCGUCAAAAUUUGAUUAUUUCAUCUUCUUCAUCAAUUAAUGAAUUACAACCAGAAGAAUUGACAUUUGAAGAUAGUUUAUUAGUUGAUGCUGUACGUAAAUCAAGUGAUAGAACCAGUGCUAAUUCCGUUGAUGAUGAUGAUGAUAAUUUGGUGGGUGAAAAAAGUUUUGGGGUUACUAAGAAUGAUCUAGUGCCAUCACAACAACAACAACAACAACAACAACUGAGUUCAUUAAGUAUUGCACGCUUAUCGCUGACACCGCGAGAAACUACUCCUGUCACUAGCAACGCGGUUAUACAUGGCAUAUCGCUGGACCUAUGUAAUAAAUCAAUCAAUGAAAUGGCAACACCUAAUAACCACAAUAACACCGAUACUAUUGAUGAUGAUGACGAGGACGAUGACGAUGAUAUUGUAAUUCUAGCGGUAAAUAACAAUCCUGUUAAAGUGGUUACAGAAUUUCAAGUCACAUUAGAAAUUAUAAAAUUCAUUAUAAAUAAAAAUUUUAUUAAAUUCAAACUUGUGGAAAUAUAUCGUCAUAAUUAUAUAUCUCAAUUAUUAACUAAUUUAACUACUAUUCAAUUAAGUACAUUACAACAAAUCCCUAAUUUUAAAAAUUUAAAUUCAUUUGAAGAAUAUAAAUCAAUAAUUUUCCAUCGUAUACGACAUAUUUUACAAUUUGAUUAUCAAUUAAUUACUGUUAGUCAAACUCAACUGGUUAAACUGAAAAAUUUACAAAAUUUAUUUUAUAGUUUGAUACAAAUUUUACAUAAUUUAAGUCACUUCAAAAAACAAAAUCCAAAUACAAAUCAUGAAUUGAAAGUAAUGGAUUAUUUAGAAUUAUUAAAACAAGAAAAUUUGAUAUUUGGUGAUGGAAUUAAUUAUAAAUUAAUUAAUGGAAUUAUUGAUUAUAUAUUAACUAUGGUUUUAAAACAAGAUCAUUUAUGGAAAUAUGAAACGAAAACUAUUACAUGGAAGUAUAUAGGAUAA
Candida dubliniensis CD36 is the source of this 1773-nucleotide messenger RNA. It is a transcript of the gene STN1, whose product is annotated as Stn1p. The record is from RefSeq and is a predicted model, not a curated record. The transcript has a single exon. Bases 1 to 1773 code for a protein of 590 amino acids. NCBI's taxonomy places the organism in Eukaryota, Fungi, Ascomycota, Pichiomycetes, Serinales, Debaryomycetaceae.